This is a messenger RNA of Soboliphyme baturini, 1167 nucleotides long. The record is from the annotation of a GenBank genome assembly. NCBI's taxonomy places the organism in Eukaryota, Metazoa, Nematoda, Enoplea, Dioctophymatida, Soboliphymatidae.
AUGGCAGAGGAAAAGAGUAAGAAAGCAGAGGAUCUCGCUACCGCAAUUUUGAAGGAAAAGGCGAAGCCGAAUCGCCUGGCAAAAAUGGACGAAUUACAACUUUUCCGUGGCGACACGGUAAUCAUUAAAGGGAAGCGUCGAAAAGACACGGUGUGCAUAGUGUUGUCCGAUGACACGUGUCCAAACGAGAAAGUACGCAUGAACAGAGUAGUGCGUUCGAAUCUGCGGGUCAGAUUGGGAGACAUUGUCAGUGUGCAAGCACAACCGGACGUCAAAUACGGCAAAAGGAUCCACGUGCUUCCAAUAGAUGACACGAUCACUGGCCUUACGGGGAACCUAUUCGAAGUAUUUCUCAAGCCGUAUUUCACAGAAGCAUAUCGACCCGUGAGGAAGGGUGACUGCUUUUCAAUAACGGGUGCCAUGCGAACCGUGGAAUUCAAGGUAGUUGAAACGGACCCUUCGCCGUACUGCAUCGUCGCUCCCGAGACUGUGAUUCAUUGUGAGGGGGAACCGAUCAAACGAGAGGAGGAAGAAGAACGACUGGACGAAGUGGGCUACGACGAUAUUGGCGGUUGCCGAAAGCAGCUCGCGCAGAUCAAGGAGAUGGUAGAGCUUCCGUUGCGACACCCGCAACUUUUCAAGGCAAUCGGAAUCAAGCCUCCUCGCGGAAUUUUGCUUUACGGGCCACCGGGCUGUGGCAAGACUCUCAUCGCACGUGCUGUGGCCAAUGAAACCGGAGCCUUUUUCUUUUUGCUUAACGGCCCUGAAAUCAUGAGCAAGCUCGCGGGAGAGUCGGAAUCGAAUUUGCGUAAGGCGUUCGAGGAGUGCGAGAAAAACGCGCCGGCCAUCCUUUUCAUCGACGAAAUCGAUGCCAUAGCACCGAAGAGAGAAAAGACGCACGGCGAAGUGGAACGUCGAAUCGUUUCGCAGCUCCUGACUUUGAUGGACGGAUUGAAACAACGUAGCCACGUGAUCGUAAUGGCCGCUACCAACAGGCCGAAUAGCAUUGACCCGGCCUUACGACGUUUCGGUCGUUUUGAUCGCGAAAUAGACAUCGGCAUUCCGGAUGCGAUUGGCCGUCUGGAGGUUCUGCGGAUCCACACCAAGAGGAUGAAACUUGCAGACGACGUCGACUUGGAACAGGUACUGCGUCUGGCGUUUAGUUGA